Messenger RNA from Prinia subflava (tawny-flanked prinia), 1672 nucleotides. RefSeq names its product ninjurin 2 (gene NINJ2). The coding region runs from base 208 to 636 and encodes 142 amino acids. Gene Ontology annotation, cellular component: membrane. The record is from RefSeq and is a predicted model, not a curated record. NCBI's taxonomy places the organism in Eukaryota, Metazoa, Chordata, Aves, Passeriformes, Cisticolidae. The transcript has 4 exons. Gene Ontology annotation, biological process: tissue regeneration; cell adhesion.
AGUGAGCUCAUGGCUCAGCUGGGCCGGCAGGGCACGGACACGCCGCGCACACGGGUGUCAGGGCAGCUCAGAGGGGCUCCUGUUCCAGGGCUGCCGGCACAAAGGGCGGGAGCCGCCCCCGCCUCGCCCCCGGGCCUGCCAAGGCACGCAUGAAUAGCGGCUCUGUGGCAGCCCGGCCAGAGCUCCUCCUGCCCGGGACAGCGGCGGAUGGCCUCGGACAGGGACCGCAGCGACCCGCACGGCAUGAACCCCCACCUGCGGGUCAACGGGCCCAUGAACAUCAACCACUACGCCACCAAGAAGAGCGUGGCAGAGAGCAUGCUGGACGUGGCGCUCUUCAUGGCCAACGUCACCCAGCUCAAGGCCGUGCUGGAGCAGGGCACCUCCUUCCAGUACUAUGCCACCCUCAUCGUGCUCAUCAGCAUCUCCCUCUUCUUCCAGGUGAUGAUUGGGAUUCUGCUGAUCGUCACCGCUCGUUUGAACCUGAAUGACAUUGCAAAGCAACCCCGCCUGAACAUCCUCAACAACGCUGCCACAGCCCUCAUCUUCAUCACAGUCAUCAUCAACAUCUUCAUCACAGCCUUCGGGGUGCAGAAGACUGGCCUCUACCCCACCAGGAAUUUUGGACCUUAUUAAUCCACGGGGCAAUGGACUCAGGAUCCGGGCACUGCAGCUCUCCUCCACCGACCUCGGCAGGAGCCCAUCAAACCCACAAAACUGGGUCAGACUCCAAACCCGUCUGUGCCACAGCACACAGGCCCCUUGCUGGAAUGCUUCUGCACUUCUGAGGGGGGACAUUGCCUUUCCAAGCUAGAGCAAACUUUGCAACAGAAAACUGCAGGAAGAGCAGCAGGUAUUCAUUUUAAAAGUGCAGUUCUGUAAAUCUCUUCUCUUAUUUUAGCUGCCUGCUUCACAUAUACAAUAUUGGCUCUAUUGGUAGACAAGACUGAAUGAUUUACUUUGUAGGCUAAAUAAACAAAUCCAGCUUUUUUUGUCUCAAACAUAAGUUGAUGCCCUUAAAGCAAUUCUAUCUAAUAGUUUACCUCCCAAAUGUUGGAACUGAUUUCUCAAACUAAAAAAGAACUUUUCCUAGGAGGACAGAAUGGUGUGUGUACAGGGAGAUACCUAGAAGCAGUUCAAAUGUUCCCUUAGUUGUUUAAAAUUCAAUGUGACAUAGUUCAGAAAACAAUCAGACAUUUCCAGCACUGAAAUAUUAACAAGGACAGAAAACAGUUACUGUGGUCUGAUGUCAUCAUCAGGGACCUAUCAGGAAUGAUGUCAGAAUAGCCUGAUAGUAUUUAGUAGAAAAUGAAGAAAUAUUAUACGUAAGGACACAGCCUAGGCUUAUUGCCACAAUGAAAAAUUACAGUUGAAUAGCUUAUUACUUUAUUAAAAAAAUCACCAUUAUCAUUUAUUUUUAUCUCUAACAUAAAUGUUUUAAAAUGUAUUUAGUUUAUAAUGAUAGCUCUGGUUAAUUCUCUUGUAUUAGAACAAUUUUUUAAAAAUCAUUUGAAUUAAUGAGGUUCAAGAUUUUUAUUAAAGAGUAAAAAUUUUUUAUCCUAAAUUUUUUAACUCUGUAGUCAUGCUAAAAAAUGGUAUUUUAAUAGCCUUAAUGUAAGCCUGUUUAAGUAAUUACAAGCUCUUUUGAUUAUUAAAUGAUUUUUCCAUUGUA